Molecule: messenger RNA, 1455 nt
Organism: Mycena indigotica
Lineage: Eukaryota; Fungi; Basidiomycota; Agaricomycetes; Agaricales; Mycenaceae
Exons: 6
Coding region: 1-1455 (484 amino acids)
Source: RefSeq, a predicted model, not a curated record
AUGAUAGGGAACUUGAAUUGGGAUACCUAUGCGGUCUCAAUCUUGCGAGGAAAAGACUCGAAGGAACAGAAAAGCUGUCAUGGCUCAAAUCUCAAUGCUCUUGCUGGCCACUCCGCUCUAGUUUUCCAACAACUCGUAGCCUGGCAUGAAGAAGAUGGGCAUCCACUUGGCCGGCCAGAAGAGUAUGCGGGUACCACUUCGCAGCCCGUGCAGGGUGCCACUGCGUCGUUCACAUUCACUGGCACGCAAAUUACGGUCUUCGCCACGCUCGCCAGCAUCAAUAGCUCGGACUUAUUCGUCGAAUGUGGUAUUGACGGCCGUGUCCUGCCAAUACUGCCUACCACAACCAGCGCAUCUGACUCGCCGCCCUUCUUUCACCGCCCGGUGUUUAUCUCGGACGCGUUGACCAACGGACAGCAUACGCUCGUGAUGAAGGGUAACUCUCCCAGUCAGAGCAGCCUGUACUUUGACUACAUCAUCUAUGAAACGGACGCCCGGCGCACGAGCACCACUGGGCUCAUUGACGAUGCUGAUACUACAAAUGUGGUUUUUUCGGCGACCCAGUGGCGUCUGGACAACACGCCCCUGUUUAUGCAGCAGACGAGCAGGUAUACUGGGCAGGCGGGUGGAUGGGUCACGGUCAAAUAUGAAUUUCAGGAUGGUGAUAUCCUGUCUCUCUUUGGCACUCUUGGUUCUCAAGAUCAGCAAUUUGCCUCGCAGGGUUCGCUCUCAGCGUCAGUCUGGUUUGAUGACGGCCAACCUGUCUACUUGCCCUCCCAGAAUGCACCACCGCCUGGUCAAAUGAUAGUAAACCAAAAACUAUAUUUCUCACCGCCGUUGACUGCAGGUACGCACACAUUCAAAUUCACUUACAAUGCGGGCACACCCCUGGGAGUGGAUUACUUUCUUGUCGAAGCAGGGCCACCGGCGGACACGAGUUCUGGAGGCUCUUCGCAAGGUCUUGCUACGAGCUUGACUCGGAUCAGCGUGUCCACAAACAUACUGCCGACUCGGACUUCAUUGCGUGAAGCACCCACAACUGCUCCGGUUUCAUCUCCAGCACGUCAUGAUUCUCAUGCUGUGCCGCUCGCGCCGGUGUUCGGUGCUGUUGGCAGCAUUGUCGUCCUUCUUAUAUGCAUUUGGGUCAUACUCUGGCUUCAAAGAAGACAUGCUUGGCGGAUGAGACAGCUACGCCCAGUUCCACUAGACCUUGGGACAGUUGAGCCAAUGUCGAGAUUUCGGUCGAAGCGUGCCUUAGCUGGGGAGCGCCAGACAACAUUUCACUCAAGGGUACAGGACCCAGAGGAAGCCUUGAACGUGGCUGGAUCAUCGUUGCCAACGGAAGAGUUGGUUCGGAUAUUGAACUCUCGACUGCAGAAUGUGGUGCUUGAUGAGCAGGAAGAACCGCCAAGUUAUCCGGAGGGCAUGGGUGAGCAAGGCGCGAGAGCUUCUUGA